Messenger RNA from Fusarium sp. VM40, 1452 nucleotides. The record is from the annotation of a GenBank genome assembly. NCBI's taxonomy places the organism in Eukaryota, Fungi, Ascomycota, Sordariomycetes, Hypocreales, Nectriaceae.
AUGUUGCGAUCACUCGUUGCCGCUGCCCUUUUGGGUGUCAGCUCUGUUGCUGCCAUCAAGUGCACACGCAGUAGCCACUGUCCCGAGGACUCUCCUUGCUGUUCCACUUAUGGCGAAUGUGGUGUUGGCGCGUACUGCCUUGGCGGUUGCGAUCCUACCAUGUCCUUCUCUCUCGACUCUUGUGUCCCUGCGCCCGUCUGUGAGGACCGCAAGAUGAAGAUGGACAACAUCGAUAGAGUUGUUGACAUUGGCAAGUAUCUUGGUGAUUCAUCAAAGGCCGACUGGGUUGCACAGGGCGAGCCUGUUGUCUUCAAGGAUAACGUUCUUCUUACUAUGCCCAAGGACAGUGUCGGCACUCUCAUGUCUUCCACUGUCUACAUGUGGUAUGGCAACGUCAAGGCUCGCUUCAAGACUAGCCGAGGCCCUGGUGUGAUUACUGCAUUCAUUCUCUUCUCUGAUGUCAAGGACGAAAUCGACUACGAGUUCGUAGGCACAGAGCUCGGCGAUGCUCAGACCAACUAUUAUUUCCAAGGAAUCACAAACUAUGAGAAUUCAGAAAACAUUACGCUCUCUGACACCUUUGCCAACUUUCACGAUUACGAAAUCCGAUGGACUCCCGACAGGAUCGAGUGGUGGGUCGAUGGCAAGAUGGGCCGAUCCCUCGACAAGAAAGAUACCUGGAACGCCACAGCUAAGAACUUCAACUUCCCCCAGACCCCAUCACGAGUCCAGCUUUCGCUCUGGCCCGGUGGCAAAGAGGGAAACGCAGAAGGCACGGUAUCCUGGGCGGGCGGGCCUAUUGAUUGGGAUCAUCCUGAUAUCCAGAAGAGCGGUUACUUCUAUGCUGCUUUCUCCGAUGUUGAGAUUCAAUGCUUCAACGCCAAGUCUGGGCCAGGCAGCAACUCGGGUACCAGCUACUGGUACACGGACGCCCGUGGUACUAACGAUACGAUUACCGACGGUGACAAGAGGCACACUAUUGCUUCUCUCAUGGCCAGCGGUGAGGAUAUGGACAAGGGAAAGAAGACGGACGAGAAGAAGAAGGACAAGGACAAGGACGAUGAUAAGGACGACAAGGAUAGCAAGGAUGAUAAGGAUAAGGACAAGGAUAAGGACGACGAUGAGGAUGAUGAGCCUGCCACCAUCCCUGGUGGCAGCAGUGGUGCACCCACCAACGACCAUAACGACGACGAUGGUGGUAACUCGGGCUCAAGCUCGGGCUCAGGCUCAGGCUCAGGCAGUGCCCCCAAGGGCAACCCUGACGGUACAGACGACACGGAGCCCGCUGACACCACCAACUGCGAAACCAACAGCUUCAACCAGGACUGCGCAAAGUCUGAUUCCAGCAAGAGCAGCUCUGAGGACAGUGGAAAGGGAUCCAGCGCUGGGUCACGGAACGGCGCAAGUGCUCUGGCCAUCAUUAUUGCUGGCGGCGCUCUGUUCUGGCUGUGA